Capra hircus (goat) is the source of this 15527-nucleotide messenger RNA. It is a transcript of the gene DNAH5, whose product is annotated as dynein axonemal heavy chain 5. Gene Ontology annotation, molecular function: minus-end-directed microtubule motor activity; dynein light intermediate chain binding; dynein intermediate chain binding. Gene Ontology annotation, cellular component: dynein complex. Lineage: Eukaryota; Metazoa; Chordata; Mammalia; Artiodactyla; Bovidae. The transcript is spliced from 79 exons. Gene Ontology annotation, biological process: microtubule-based movement. The record is from RefSeq and is a predicted model, not a curated record. Bases 1 to 13869 code for a protein of 4622 amino acids.
AUGGUCCAGGAGGCAUCGUCACAGAGCAGCCUCUCCCAGCGAGGAAACUGGGCCCUACUGAAGGAAGAGAAGGAAGCCAAGCGGGCUCGUCUGGAUGGGAGACAUGACUACUUAUUUGGGAUUGUAGCUUCCUGUGUGGACCUAAACAAAACUGAAGUGGAGGAUGCCAUCCUUGAGGGGAAUCAGAUUGAAAGAAUCGAUCAGCUUUUUGCUGCUGGAGGUCUUCGUCACCUCAUGUUUUACUAUCAGGAGGUGGAGGUAGUGGAAACAGGGCAACUUGGCUCUCCAGGAGGAGUAAAUUCUGUCUCUGGAAAGAUGAAAAAACCCAAGGUGUUCGUGACCGAGGGAAAAGAUGUUGCUCUUACUGGGGUGUGUGUGUUCUUCAUCAGGACCAACCCUGCCACAGCUAUCACCCCUGAGAACAUCCAUCGGGAGGUGAGCUUCAAUAUGCUUGACACUGCAGACGGGGGUCUGCUCAACAGCAUGAGACGUUUGCUGUCUGACAUCUUCAUUCCCGCUCUCAAAGCCACGAGCCAUGGCUGGAGAGAGCUCGAGGGCCUUCCGGAAGCCUCCAGCCUUCAGCAGGAGUUCCUGGGCUCCCUGGAAGGCUUCGUGAGCAUCCUGGCCAGUGCACAGGAGAGUCUGAAGGAGAAGGUGAACCUUCAAAAGUGUGACAUAUUUGAACAGAAAACCUUGAAGGAACCCAUAGACUUCUUGGCUCUAGCUAAUAACCCUGAGACUAUGGAAAAAAUAGAAGGUUGUAUGAAAGUAUGGAUCAAACAAACAGAACAGGUCCUUGCUGAAAACAACCAGCUGCGGAAGGAGGCGGAUGACCUUGGGCCUCGAGCAGAGUUGGAGUACUGGAAAAAAAGACUGUCUAAAUUUAACUACCUUUUGGAUCAAUUGAAGAGCCCAGAUGUGAAGGCUGUAUUGGCAGUGCUUGCUGCUGCCAAGUCGAAACUUCUGAAGACAUGGCGGGAGACAGAUAUUCGGAUCACGGAUGCAGCUAAUGAAGCGAAGGACAAUGUCAAGUAUCUGUAUACACUGGAGAAGUGCUGUGACCCCUUGUACAGCAGUGACCCUAUAUCCAUGAUUGAUGCUAUUCCUACUCUUGUAAAUGCAAUUAAAAUGAUCUACGGUAUCUCUCAUUACUAUAACACCUCUGAGAAGAUCACGUCUCUGUUUGUAAAGGUGACCAAUCAGAUGAUAUCUGCAUGUAAAGCCUAUAUUACCAACAAUGGAACUGCCUCGAUCUGGAGCCAGCCACAGGAUGUUGUUGUGGAAAAAAUACUAUCUGCAAUUAAACUUAAGCAGGAAUACCAGCACUGCUUUCACAAGACAAAGCAAAAGCUUAAACAAGAUCCAAGUGAAAAACAAUUUGAAUUCAGUGAGAUGUAUAUUUUUGGGAAAUUUGAAACUUUCCACAGACGUCUUGCCAAGAUAAUGGAUAUCUUUGCAACCUUCAAGACAUACUCAGUCCUGCAAGAUUCUAAAAUUGAAGGGCUGGAAAACAUGAUCACUAAAUACCAGGGUAUUGUUGCUACCAUAAAGAAAAAGGAGUAUAAUUUCUUAGACCAGCGGAAAAUGGAGUUUGAGCAGGAUUAUGAAGAGUUUUGCAAGCAGGUUAAUGACCUUCAUAAAGAGUUACAGAAGUUCAUGGAUGUUACAUUUGAAAAAAUUCAAAACACAAAUCAAGCUCUAAGUAUGUUAAAGAGAUUUGAAAGAUUGAACAUACCUAAUCUUGGUAUUGAUGACAAAUACCAGCGUAUCCUUGAAAACUACGGGGCUGACAUUGAUAUGAUCUCGAAGCUGUAUACAAAGCAGAAAAAUGACCCACCUUUGGCUCGAGACCAGCCUCCCAUUGCUGGGAAGAUUCUGUGGGCCCGGCAGCUCUUCCACAGGAUUCAGCAACCGAUGCAGCUUUUCCAGAAGCACCCAUCCGUGCUCCGGACUGCGGAAGCGAAGCCAGUGAUUCGCAGUUACAACAGGGUGGCCAAGGUCCUCCUGGAGUUUGAGGUUCUCUACCACAGGGCGUGGCUUCAGCAAACUGAAGAAAUUCACGUAGGACUUGAGGCUUCUUUACUGGUGAAGGCUCCAGGCACAGGGGAACUGUUCGUAAACUUUGAUCCUCAGAUAUUAACCUUAUUUAGAGAAACAGAGUGCAUGUCACAGAUGGGUCUACAAGUUUCACCGUUUGCAGCUGCUCUUUUCCAGAAACGAGACACAUACAAGAAGAACUUCAGUAACAUGAAGAUGAUGCUGGCUGAAUAUCAGAGGGUGAAGUCAAAAAUGCCUCCCAUUAUAGAGCAACUGAUGGUCCCUCAUUUGGCGAAAGUGGAUGAAGCUCUCCAGCCUGGCCUGGCUGCACUGACGUGGACAUCACUGAACAUUGAGAUGUACUUGAAAAAUGCUUUUGCAAAGAUCAGGAACCUGGAGUUGCUGCUUGACAGGGUCAAUGAUUUGGUCGAGUUCCGCAUUGAUGCCAUCCUGGAAGAAAUGAGCAGCACUCCUCUUUGUCAGCUCCCUGGAGAAGAGCCGCUUACCUGUGAAGAGUUUCUCCAGAUGACAAAGGACCUUUGUGUAAAUGGUGCUCAGAUACUACACUUUAAAAGCUCUUUAGUGGAGGAAGCAGUCAAUGAGCUGAUAAAUAUGUUGCUGGAUGUGGAAGUUCCAUCUAAGGAAGAAAGAGAGAAAGUAUUCAAUGUGAAUAGUGAUGAUUGGAAAAAUGAAAGUUCAGCAAAAGGAGAAGAAGAAAAUUCUGAUACCUUGACUUCUUCCCUUAAUGCCGGGGCAGGCCUCUUGCCUUUGAUGACAGUCUCAAGAAAGAAGAAAGAGAUCGAGGCGUUAGAGGAAGGAGCCCGAGAGUUGCUCUCUCACUUCAAUCACCAAAACAUGGAUGCUCUUCUGAAAGUCACAAGGAACACGCUAGAGGCCAUCCGCAGGCGCAUUCAAUUCUGCAACAUGACGAGCUUCUGGGACAGUAACAGUGCCUCUAAAGUGAAGCAGAACGGACUGCCCAUUUUCCGGGCAAGCGUCAUUCUGGCCAUCCCCAACAUCAGCAUGGCCCCAGCCCUUGAAGACAUACAGCAGACUCUGAACAAAGCCGUGGAGUUCAUCGUCACUGUCAGCAAGGGGGUUAGACAGUGGAGUGGUGAGCCAGCGUCCAAGAAAAAGAUGCAGGAAAGAAAACUGACUGCCCUGCAGCAUAAUGAAGACAGUGAUUCUGAUACUGAAAUGGGAGAAAACGAAUCUCAAGAUACCCUUGAGAUAGCAUCUGUGAACUUACCCAUUCCCGUGCAAACCAGGAACUAUUAUAAGAAUGUUUCUGACAACAAAGAGAUUGUAAAAUUAGUCUCUGUGCUUAGCACAAUCAUCAACUCCACCAAAAAGGAAGUUAUUACGUCUAUGGACUGCUUCAAACGCUAUGAUCACAUUUGGCAAAAGGAGAAAGAAGAAACUAUUAUGACGUUUAUUAUAAAAAACCCCUCACUUUCUGAAUUUGAAUCCCAGAUUCUCUACUUCCAAAAACUAGAGCAAGAAAUUAAUGCUGAGCCUGAGUAUAUCUGUGUGGGUGCCAUUGCUCUGUAUACAGCCGAUCUGAAGUUCACCUUGACUGCUGAGACGAAGGCCUGGAUGGUUGUCAUCGGCCGUCACUGUAACCAAAAAUACAGAAGUGAAAUGGAAAGCAUUUUUACACUUGUUGAAGAAUUCAAUAAGAAACUGAAUCGCCCCAUUAAAGACCUAGAUGAUAUUCGAAUUGCCAUGGCGGCACUGAAGGAAAUUAGGGAGCAGCAAAUCCCCAUUGACUUUCAAGUGGGACCCGUCGAGGAAUCCUAUACCCUGCUUAACAAAUAUGGGCUUCUGAUAGCAAAAGAAGAGAUGGACAAAGUGGAUACCCUGCGUUACUCUUGGGAGAAGCUUCUGGCACGUGCCAGCGAAGUUCAGAAUGAACUAGUCUCACUACAACCUGGUUUCAGGAAAGAGCUUAUUGGUACCGUGGAGGUUUUCCUCCAAGACUGUCACCAGUUCUAUCAGGACUAUGAUGUGAAUGGUCCAAUGGCUAGUGGCCUGAAACCCCAGGAAGCCAGUGAUAGACUUACCAUGUUUCAGAAUCAAUUUGAUAAUAUCUAUCGGAAAUACAUCACCUAUACUGGGGGAGAGGAGCUUUUUGGUCUGCCGGUCACGCAGUAUCCUAAGCUUCUCGAAAUCAAGAAGCAACUAAAUCUUCUUCAGAAAAUAUAUACUCUGUACAACAAUGUCAUAGACACUGUAAAUAGCUAUCAUGAUAUCCUGUGGUCAGAAGUAAAUAUUGAAAAAAUCAACAGUGGACUUUUAGAGUUCCAGAACAGGUGUCGGAAGCUGCCUCGAGCCCUGAAGGACUGGCAGGCUUUUCUGGAUCUGAAGAAGACCAUUGAUGACUUUAGUGAGUGUUGCCCACUGCUGGAGCACAUGGCCAGUAAGGCCAUGAUGGAACGGCACUGGGAAAGGAUAAUGACUGUCACUGGGCACAGUCUGGAUGUGGGGAAUGAAACUUUCAAGUUAAGAAAUAUCAUGGAAGCACCUCUUUUGAAAUACAAGGAGGAAAUAGAGGACAUCUGUAUCUGUGCCGUGAAAGAGAGGGACAUUGAACAAAAGCUGAAGCAAGUGAUUAACGAAUGGGACAACAAGACAUUCACAUUUGGCAGCUUUAAAACCCGCGGAGAGCUCCUCCUGAGAGGAGACAGUACGUCAGAAAUCAUCGCCAACAUGGAAGACAGCUUGAUGUUACUGGGUUCCCUCCUGAGCAACAGGUACAAUAUGCCAUUCAAAGCCCAGAUUCAAACGUGGGUACAACACCUUUCCAACUCAGCAGACAUAAUUGAGAGCUGGAUGAUGGUGCAAAACUUGUGGGUCUACCUAGAAGCCGUCUUCGUGGGAGGAGACAUUGCCAAGCAACUUCCCAAGGAAGCCAAGCGCUUUUCCAAUAUCGAUAAAUCCUGGGUGAAGAUCAUGACUCGGGCACAUGAGAUGCCUAACGUGGUUCAGUGCUGCGUUGGUGAUGAGACCAUGGGGCAGCUGUUACCACACUUGCUGGACCAGUUGGAAAUCUGCCAGAAAUCCCUUACGGGAUACUUGGAGAAAAAGCGACUUUGCUUUCCCCGGUUCUUCUUCGUCUCGGACCCUGCUCUCCUGGAGAUUCUGGGUCAGGCAUCAGACCCGCAUACGAUACAAGCCCAUUUACUGAAUGUGUUCGACAACAUUAAGACUGUCAAGUUCCAUGAAAAGAUCUAUGAUCGCAUUCUGUCAAUUUCCUCUCGAGAGGGCGAGACAGUUGAAUUGCAUAAACCCGUGAUGGCAGAGGGCAAUGUGGAAGUUUGGCUUAAUUCUCUCCUGGAGGAAUCUCAGGCCUCAUUACAUCUUGUGAUUCGCCAGGCAGCAGCAAAUAUUCAAGAAACAGGUUUCCAACUGAUUGAAUUUCUUUCUUCCUUCCCUGCUCAGGUUGGAUUAUUAGGAAUUCAAAUGAUAUGGACACGGGAUUCAGAAGAGGCCCUUAGAAAUGCCAAGUUUGAUAAAAAAAUCAUGCAGAAAACCAAUCAGUCUUUCCUGGAGCUACUGAACACAUUGAUAGACGUGACAACCAAGGACCUGAGCUCCGUGGAGCGAGUUAAAUAUGAGACUCUGAUUACUAUUCAUGUGCACCAACGAGAUAUCUUUGAUGACCUGUGUCACAUGCAUAUCAAGAGCCCUUCGGACUUUGAGUGGCUGAAACAGUGCAGAUUUUAUUUUAACGAAGAUUCUGACAAGAUGAUGGUUCACAUCACGGACGUGCCCUUCAUCUACCAGAAUGAAUUUCUAGGCUGCACUGACAGGCUUGUCAUAACACCGCUCACAGACAGGUGUUACAUCACAUUGGCUCAAGCUCUGGGCAUGAGCAUGGGGGGUGCCCCUGCUGGUCCUGCGGGAACAGGAAAAACAGAAACGACCAAAGAUAUGGGACGGUGUCUUGGGAAAUAUGUCGUGGUUUUCAACUGUUCGGAUCAGAUGGAUUUCCGAGGACUUGGACGGAUUUUUAAAGGACUGGCACUGUCUGGAUCCUGGGGUUGUUUUGAUGAAUUUAACCGUAUCGAUCUACCAGUUCUCUCUGUUGCAGCCCAGCAGAUUUCUAUUAUUCUGACAUGUAAAAAGGAGCAUAAAAAAUCUUUUAUUUUUACUGAUGGAGAUAAUGUAACUAUGAACCCUGAAUUUGGGCUUUUUCUAACCAUGAAUCCUGGCUACGCUGGGCGGCAGGAACUCCCCGAAAACUUGAAGAUUAACUUCCGCUCCGUGGCCAUGAUGGUCCCUGACCGGCAGAUUAUCAUCAGGGUGAAGCUGGCCAGUUGUGGCUUUAUUGACAAUAUUGUUUUGGCCAGGAAGUUUUUCACGCUCUAUAAGUUGUGUGAGGAGCAGCUUUCUAAGCAGGUACAUUAUGACUUCGGUCUGCGUAAUAUUCUGUCAGUUCUGCGAACCCUGGGAGCAGCCAAGAGAGCCAGCCCCGCGGAUACGGAGUCCACGAUCGUCAUGCGUGUGCUGCGAGAUAUGAAUCUUUCCAAACUGAUUGAUGAAGAUGAACCUUUAUUUUUGAGUUUGAUUGAAGAUCUCUUCCCAAAUAUUCUUCUGGACAAGGCGGGUUACCCUGAACUGGAAAUGGCAAUUAGUAGACAGGUUGAAGAAGCUGGCUUAAUCAACCAUCCUCCUUGGAAACUGAAAGUCAUCCAGCUCUUUGAAACACAGAGAGUGCGGCAUGGAAUGAUGACCCUAGGGCCAAGUGGAGCAGGGAAGACCACCUGCAUCCGCACCCUGAUGAAAGCCAUGACUGAUUGUGGAAAACCACACCGGGAAAUGAGGAUGAAUCCUAAAGCAAUUACAGCCCCACAGAUGUUCGGUCGGCUUGAUGUGGCGACGAAUGAUUGGACCGAUGGGAUAUUUUCUACUCUUUGGAGGAAAACACUGAGGGCUAAGAAAGGGGAGCAUAUCUGGAUAGUUCUUGAUGGUCCAGUAGACGCCAUCUGGAUUGAAAAUCUGAAUUCCGUUUUGGAUGAUAACAAAACACUAACCCUUGCCAAUGGCGAUCGGAUUCCCAUGGCUCCAAACUGCAAGAUUGUUUUUGAACCUCAUAAUAUUGACAACGCUUCGCCUGCUACUGUCUCAAGAAAUGGGAUGGUUUUCAUGAGUUCUUCUGUCCUUGAUUGGAGCCCUAUUCUUGAGGGUUUUCUUAAAAAACGUUCCCCUCAAGAAGCUGAAAUUCUUCGUCAGCUGUACACCAAGUCAUUUCCAGAACUGUAUCGCUUCAGUAUUCAGAACUUAGAGCAUCAGAUGGAGAUGCUGGAGGCCUUUGUGGUCCUGCAAAGCAUCAACAUGCUCCAGGGCCUCAUCCCUCCCAAGGAGCAAGGCGGGGAGGUCACGGCGGAGCACCUGGGAAGACUGUAUGUCUUCUCGCUGAUGUGGAGCGUAGGGGCGGUGCUGGAACCGGACGGCCGGCGCCGCAUGGAGCAGUGGCUGCGCUCCCGGGAGAUGCUGGCCCUGGACCUGCCACCCUUCGCGGGGCCUGACGACUCCAUGUUUGACUAUUACGUUGGGUCCGAUGGCAAAUGGAUGCACUGGAACACGUGUACUGAGGAAUAUGUCUAUCCAUCUAACACCACCCCAGAAUAUGGCUCCAUCCUGGUGCCAAAUGUUGACAACGUGAGAACCGACUUCUUAAUUAAAACCAUUGCUAAACAGGGCAAGGCCGUGCUGUUAAUUGGCGAACAAGGAACAGCCAAGACAGUCAUAAUCAAAGGAUUUAUGUCGAAAUAUGAUCCUGAAAACCACGUGAUCAAGAGUCUAAACUUUUCUUCUGCUACCACCCCACUGAUGUUUCAGAGGACGAUAGAGAGCUAUGUGGAUAAACGCAUGGGCACCACAUAUGGCCCUCCAGCAGGAAAGAAGAUGACUGUCUUCAUUGAUGAUGUGAAUAUGCCAAUAAUCAAUGAAUGGGGAGACCAGGUUACUAACGAGAUAGUACGACAGCUGCUGGAACAGAAUGGAUUUUAUAAUCUAGAGAAGCCUGGGGAGUUUACCAGCAUUGUGGACAUCCAGUUUUUAGCAGCUAUGAUCCAUCCUGGGGGCGGACGCAAUGAUAUACCGCAGCGACUCAAGAGGCAGUUCUCGAUAUUUAACUGCACGCUACCCUCUGAUGCUUCUGUGGACAAGAUCUUUGGUGUGAUUGGGGUAGGAUAUUACUGUACCCAGAGGGGUUUCUCAGAAGAAGUGAGAGAUUGGGUGACGAAGUUGGUGCCCCUGACACGCCGGCUAUGGCAAAUGACUAAGAUUAAAAUGCUUCCGACCCCUGCAAAAUUCCAUUACAUUUUUAACCUUCGAGAUCUUUCUAGGAUCUGGCAGGGAAUGCUGAACACUACUCCAGAGGUUAUCAAGGAACCAGACGAACUGUUAAGGCUGUGGAAGCAUGAGUGUAAACGUGUUAUUGCUGAUCGUUUCACGGGAUCUGAUGAUGUGACCUGGUUUGAUAUGACUUUAGUCAGCUUGGUGGAGGAGGAGUUUGGUGAAGAGAAAAAAUUCUUGGUGGAUUGCGGAACUGACACUUACUUUGUGGAUUUCUUGAGGGAUGCACCUGAAGCUACAGGUGAAACAUCUGAGGAGGCUGAUGCUGAGAUGCCCAAAAUUUAUGAGCCUGUUGAAUCUUUUGAUCACCUGAAGGAGCGUUUGAAUAUGUUCCUGCAGCUCUAUAAUGAGAGCAUCCGUGGUGCAGGUGUGGACUUGGUGUUCUUUGCAGAUGCCAUGGUCCACUUGGUCAAGAUCUCACGUGUCAUUCGUACUCCCCGGGGAAAUGCCCUCCUGGUUGGGGUGGGCGGAUCAGGGAAGCAGAGCUUAACAAGGUUGGCUUCAUUCAUCGCUGGCUAUACUUCCUUCCAGAUCACUCUGACAAGAUCCUACAACACAUCAAAUCUGAUGGAAGACCUGAAGACAUUGUAUAGAACAGCUGGUCAGCAAGGCAAAGGCAUCACUUUUAUUUUCACAGACAAUGAAAUUAAAGAUGAGUCAUUUUUGGAAUAUAUGAAUAAUGUUUUAUCAUCGGGUGAGGUCUCCAACCUCUUUGCUCGUGAUGAAAUUGAUGAAAUUAAUAGUGAUCUCAUAUCAGUCAUGAGAAAAGAGUAUCCUAGGCGCCCUCCUACGAAUGAAAACCUGUAUGACUACUUCAUGAGCCGGGUCCGACAGAACCUUCACGUUGUUCUCUGCUUUUCGCCGGUGGGGGAGAAAUUUCGAAAUCGAGCUCUGAAGUUUCCUGCCCUUAUUUCAGGAUGCACUAUUGACUGGUUCAGCCGAUGGCCCAAGGAUGCCUUGGUUGCUGUGUCGGAACACUUCCUCUCUGCCUAUGAUAUUGACUGCAGUUUGGAAACCAAGAAGGAAGUCAUUCAGUGCAUGGGCUCCUUCCAGGAUGGGGUAGCUGAGAAGUGUGUUGAUUAUUUCCAGAGAUUCCGACGUUCUACCCAUGUGACACCCAAAUCGUACCUCUCCUUUAUUCAGGGCUAUAAGUUCAUAUAUGGAGAGAAGCAUGCGGAGGUGCAAACUCUGGCCGACAGAAUGAAUACUGGAUUGGAAAAGCUAAAAGAAGCUUCAGAGUCUGUUGCAGCUCUGAGCAGAGAACUGGAAGUGAAAGAAAAGGAGCUCCAAGUGGCCAAUGAUAAAGCCGACAUGGUCUUAAAAGAAGUGACAAUGAAAGCACAGGCUGCUGAAAAGGUCAAAGCUGAGGUCCAGAAGGUGAAGGACAAAGCCCAGGCCAUUGUCGACAGCAUCUCUAAAGAUAAAGCUAUUGCUGAGGAAAAACUGGAAGCAGCAAAGCCAGCAUUAGAAGAAGCAGAAGCAGCCUUGCAGACCAUCAAGCCUUCCGACAUCGCUACUGUCCGCACGCUAGGCCGACCCCCUCAUCUCAUCAUGAGGAUCAUGGACUGUGUGCUGCUGCUGUUUCAGAGGAAAGUCAAUGCAGUGAAAAUUGACCUGGAGAAAAGCUGCACAGUUCCUUCCUGGCAGGAAUCUUUAAAACUGAUGACGGCAGGAAACUUUCUACAGAAUUUGCAGCAAUUCCCGAAAGACACAAUCAAUGAAGAAGUAAUAGAAUUUUUGAAUCCUUACUUCGAAAUGGCAGACUACAACAUUGAAACCGCUAAACGAGUGUGUGGGAAUGUAGCGGGACUUUGUUCCUGGACCAAGGCCAUGGCUUCCUUCUUUUCCAUAAACAGAGAGGUGUUGCCUCUAAAGGCCAACCUGGCGGUGCAGGAGAACCGCUACGUGUUGGCCAUGCAGGAUCUGCAGAAGGCCCAGGCCGAGCUGGAUGACAAGCAAGCCGAGCUGGACGUGGUGCAGGCUGAGUACGAGCAGGCCAUGACCGAAAAGCAGACCUUGCUUGAAGAUGCAGAGAGGUGCAGACAUAAGAUGCAGGCUGCUUCGGCACUGAUUGGAGGCUUGGCAGGAGAAAAAGAAAGAUGGACAGAGCAAAGUAAAGAGUUUGCUGCACAAACUAAAAGACUUGUAGGGGAUGUGUUGUUGGCUACAGCUUUUCUAUCUUAUUCUGGUCCCUUUAAUCAAGAAUUUCGCAAUCUGCUGUUAAAUGACUGGCAGAAGGAAAUGAAAGCCCGGGAAAUUCCAUUUGGAGACAAUCUAAACCUCAAUGAGAUGUUGAUUGAUGCUCCUACCAUUAGUGAGUGGAACCUCCAAGGCCUGCCCAAUGAUGACCUGUCUGUUCAGAAUGGAAUUAUUGUCACAAAAGCAUCUCGCUAUCCUUUGCUAAUUGACCCACAGACUCAAGGCAAGAUCUGGAUUAAAAAUAAAGAAAACCGGAAUGAACUCCAGAUCACAUCUCUAAAUCACAAGUACUUCAGAAACCACCUGGAGGACAGUCUUUCUCUCGGAAGACCCUUGCUUAUCGAAGAUGUUGGAGAGGAACUAGAUCCAGCCCUGGAUAAUGUUUUGGAGAGAAACUUCAUUAAGACUGGGUCUACCUUUAAGGUGAAAGUCGGUGACAAAGAGAUAGAUGUGAUGGAUGGCUUCAGACUCUACAUCACGACCAAGCUGCCCAAUCCAGCCUAUACCCCUGAAAUAAGUGCUCGGACCUCCAUCAUCGACUUCACAGUCACUAUGAAAGGUCUAGAGGACCAGUUACUGGGGAGAGUCAUUCUCACAGAGAAGCAGGAAUUGGAGAAAGAAAGAACUCAUCUCAUGGAAGAUGUAACUGCAAACAAAAGGAAGAUGAAGGAGCUGGAAGAUAAUUUGCUUUACCGUCUGACCAGCACCCAGGGGUCCCUGGUGGAAGACGAGAGUCUCAUCCUUGUGUUGAGUAAGACAAAAAAGACAGCUGAGGAGGUGACACAGAAGCUGGAAAUUUCAGCUGAGACAGAAAUUCAAAUUAACUCAGCCCGGGAGGAAUAUAGACCCGUUGCCACCCGGGGUAGCAUCCUCUACUUUCUCAUCACGGAGAUGCGCUUGGUUAAUGAGAUGUAUCAGACUUCGCUCCGCCAAUUUCUUGGCUUGUUUGACCUUUCCUUGGCCAGGUCUGUCAAGAGCCCAAUUACAAGCAAGAGGAUCGCUAAUAUCAUUGAGCACAUGACCUACGAGGUUUUUAAGUACACAGCCCGGGGGUUGUAUGAGGAGCACAAAUUCCUGUUCACGCUGCUGCUUACCCUGAAGAUUGACAUCCAGAGGAACCAAGUCAAGCAUGAAGAGUUUCUCACGCUUAUUAAAGGUGGUGCCUCCUUGGACUUGAAAGCCUGUCCUCCUAAACCAUCUAAAUGGAUCCUGGACAUGACCUGGCUAAAUUUGGUGGAACUCAGCAAACUUAGACAGUUUUCUGAUGUCCUUGAUCAGAUAUCAAGAAAUGAGAAAACGUGGAAAAUUUGGUUUGAUAAGGAAAACCCUGAGGAGGAACCCCUUCCAAACGCCUAUGAUAAAUCUCUUGAUUGCUUUCGACGUCUUCUCCUUAUUAGAUCCUGGUGUCCCGACAGAACCAUUGCCCAGGCCCGUAAAUACAUCAUGGACUCCAUGGGACAAAAGUAUGCAGAAGCUGUUAUCCUGGACUUGGAAAGGACGUGGGAGGAAUCUGACCCUCGGACACCGCUCAUCUGUCUCCUGUCUAUGGGCUCAGACCCCACAGACUCCAUCAUCGCCUUGGGGAAGAGACUAAAAAUAGAAACGCGCUACGUGUCCAUGGGACAGGGCCAGGAGAUCCAUGCUCGCAAGCUCCUGCAGCAGACCAUGGCGAACGGAGGAUGGGCCCUUCUGCAGAACUGCCAUCUGGGACUGGAUUUCAUGGAUGAGCUAAUGGAUAUAAUUAUAGAAACCGAGUUUGUACAUGACUCGUUCCGCCUGUGGAUGACAACCGAGGUUCACAAGCAGUUUCCCAUCACCCUCCUUCAGAUGUCCAUCAAAUUUGCCAAUGAGCCCCCUCAGGGCCUCCGGGCAGGACUGAAAAGAACAUACGGUGGGGUGAGCCAGGACCUGCUGGAUGUGAGCGCUGUGGCCCAGUGGAAGCCCAUGCUGUAUGCCGUGGCUUUCCUGCACUCAACGGUCCAGGAGAGGCGCAAGUUUGGGCCCCUGGGUUGGAACAUCCCCUACGAAUUUAACCAAGCCGAUUUUAAUGCCACAGUGCAGUUCAUCCAGAACCACUUAGAUGACAUGGAUCUCAAAAAGGGUGUCUCCUGGACCACCGUCCGCUACAUGAUAGGAGAGAUUCAGUAUGGAGGCAGGGUCACCGAUGACUAUGACAAGAGACUGUUGAACACACUUGCUAAAGUUUGGUUCAGUGAAAAUAUGUUUGGACCGGAUUUCAGCUUUUACCAAGGCUACACUAUUCCAAAAUGCAGCACAGUGGAUAACUAUCUUCAGUAUAUCCAGAGCUUGCCCACCUACGACAGUCCCGAGGUGUUUGGGCUGCACCCCAACGCCGACAUCACCUACCAGAGCAAGCUGGCCAAGGACGUGCUGGACACCAUCCUGGGCAUCCAGCCCAAAGACAGCUCUGGCGGAGGGGAUGAGACCCGGGAGGCCGUGGUGGCCCGGCUGGCUGAUGACAUGCUGGAGAAGCUGCCCCCGGACUAUGGUCCUUUUGAAGUGAAGGAGAGGCUGCAGAUGAUGGGGCCAUUCCAGCCAAUGAACAUUUUCCUCAGACAGGAGAUAGACAGGAUGCAGAGGGUACUCACCCUGGUCCGAAGCACCCUGACCGAGCUGAAACUUGCCAUUGAUGGCACCAUCAUCAUGAGCGAAAAUCUACGAGAUGCUCUGAAUUGCAUGUUUGAUGCCAGGAUUCCUGCUCAUUGGAAGAAAGCAUCUUGGGUUUCAAGUACCUUGGGUUUCUGGUUUACUGAACUUAUUGAAAGAAGCUGCCAAUUUACCUCUUGGGUUUUCAAUGACCGACCUCACUGCUUCUGGAUGACAGGCUUUUUUAACCCUCAAGGAUUUUUAACUGCAAUGCGACAGGAAAUAACUCGGGCCAACAAAGGCUGGGCUCUGGACAAUAUGGUGCUUUGCAACGAAGUCACCAAGUGGAUGAAGGAUGACAUUUCUGCCCCUCCCACAGAGGGUGUCUAUGUCUACGGCUUGUAUCUUGAAGGUGCUGGCUGGGACAGGAGGAAUAUGAAACUUACCGAGUCCAAACCCAAAGUGCUCUUUGAGUUAAUGCCUGUUGUAAGGAUUUAUGCUGAAAAUAACGCUGUGAGAGAUCCUCGGUUAUACUCUUGUCCCAUCUACAAGAAGCCGGUCCGAACAGACCUGAACUACAUCGCUGCUGUAGACCUCAGGACGGCCCAGGCCCCCGAACACUGGGUGCUGCGUGGAGUUGCCCUUCUCUGCGAUGUCAAGUAAUGUGGGGCAUGUCCCUCACCAAGUAAACGCAGGAUCCAGAGUAUCACAAACUCUGUUCUUCCGUAUGGACGUUGUGUACAUCAGGUUGAUUGUACGGUGUGCGAACUGCUUCGGUGUUCCCUGCUCCUUCGCUGGAUGCUUGCUUAUAUUUAGUCUGUUUCACCAUCAAUGACCAAUCACUGUGUGUUUUGAAAAGCUAUUUGGUGAUUUAGAAGUAAGGUUUAUAAUUUUCUAAUCAAGCUUGGCCCUCAAAUCCAGAGUAAUACGUUUUCUUCUUUCAAUGUCAAAGACUGACUUGGGUAAAUAGGUGGCGUUAGUAUUUCCCUGGAAGGGAUUAUUCUUCUGUUAAUGUGGUUCUGGUGACAGCUCAGUUCUCUAAGGUAACAUGACAAGUUUGUGCUAAUUCUGUUUCUGUUGCCUUUUGCAUUUAGGUCAGGUAGGAGAUUUGUUUUCAUGACUGAAGUUGCCAGUUAAACAGAUCUAAAAAAUGGAAGGAAAUAGAAUGAUGGUUAAGAAUGUGAAUAGAUGAAUAGACAAUGCAUGUAAUCCUGUAGAAUAAACAUAUGGAAUAGUGUUCAACUCCACUGAUAAUUACUGAAGAGCGACACUUACCUUACACUUAUUAUAAUUAAAAAAAAAUUAAUUUUGGGGAGGUCUUUGUAAAAGUGAUACAUUCAGACUCCUUGAACAAUAGAAACCAACCCAUUCUUUUUGUAAAAUGAUUAAAUAACUAAGCACAGAAGGAAUCAUAAAAACAUUCACAUGCUUUGACCCUUAUUUUCUCUCCUAGAAACCUACUGAGGAAACAAUUUGAAAGACUGGAAAAAAUGGUAUAUAAAAAUGUAUUUAAUAGCAUAAAAAUAAUAAAUGCCCCCAAAGGCAAAAAAUAAGUCUAUGCUUAAGGAGAUUAGAGGGUAUUAGACAACCGUGAAAAACAAUAAUGAAGAUUUCAUAAUGUAGAAAUGGUGAGCACAGGCUGUUACGUGAAAGAGAGUUAGCAAAAUAUUGAGUAUUAUAACUAAAAUGUAUUUGGUGUGGACAAAAGUUAGAAGAUAAUGUGGAAAAAUAAAAACAGGGAUGUUUGAAUGGUAAAGGUUCCAGUUGACUUGAAAAAAAUGUAAUGAUUGGAAGAAACAAUAGGAAAAGGAUAAAAGUCUUAGUGGGUGAAAAAUUCACAUGAUCUUUUAUUAAUUAGGAAAAUACUAUAUAAGGGGCUUCUCACAUGUUUUUACUUUAAAUCAUGACUACAAAUUAUACACUGUUUCAUCUAUAACCUGUUUACUUGGGGACGUGGUCAGUGCUAAGGUAGAAUUGCAGCCUAGAAUUGGUUAACUUCAGAAAUGCAUUGCUUCAGGUUUCUGGUGAUGAAGGGUUUUAUAGGGAGGAAAGAUUACAAGGAGACCAGUAUGGGUCCCUCUCACUAGGACUUGCUCUGUGAUGAGUAUCAUUUUAUUUUAAUUAUAAUGAGAAUUAGACCUGAGUGGUUCAUGUGACACCUACCCAUUUUAGAGAAUGCUAUUUUCAUUUGAGCAGCUUCUUUUGGUCUGAAUUAAUAUAUCAGUUGAUUUGUGUGAAUUGCGGUAAAACCAUCAUUUUAUUUUGAAGAAUAAAUAAUGAAAAUGUGGAAAUAAUGCAGAUGAAUAAAAUCCAUUAAUGAA